Fukomys damarensis (Damara mole-rat) is the source of this 5818-nucleotide messenger RNA. RefSeq names its product ring finger protein 217 (gene Rnf217). Gene Ontology annotation, biological process: ubiquitin-dependent protein catabolic process; protein polyubiquitination; positive regulation of proteasomal ubiquitin-dependent protein catabolic process. The record is from RefSeq and is a predicted model, not a curated record. Gene Ontology annotation, molecular function: ubiquitin conjugating enzyme binding; zinc ion binding; ubiquitin protein ligase activity. Gene Ontology annotation, cellular component: ubiquitin ligase complex; cytoplasm. The transcript is spliced from 6 exons. The coding region runs from base 81 to 851 and encodes 256 amino acids. NCBI's taxonomy places the organism in Eukaryota, Metazoa, Chordata, Mammalia, Rodentia, Bathyergidae.
AGAACUAAAGCACGCGGCGUCCGGUGACUAACGCUUCCUGUGAAAUAAAGACAUCGACCCACCGUGAACUUCUGGCCCACAUGACCUUCUCCGCGGCGGCUUUGGGGGUACAACUGGGCCAAGUAGAAAUCAGAUGCCCCAUCACGGAGUGCUUCGAAUUCCUGGAAGAGACGACUGUCGUCUACAACCUGACUCACGAAGACUCCAUCCAGUACAAGUACUUCCUGGAACUCGGUCGCAUCGAUCCCAGCACGAAGCCGUGUCCUCAGUGCAAGCACUUUACAACCUUUAAGAGAAAAGGACACAUUCCUACCCCUUCCAGAUCAGAGAGCAAAUACAAAAUCCAGUGCCCCACUUGCCAGUUCGUCUGGUGUUUUAAGUGCCACUCUCCUUGGCACGAAGGUGUCAGUUGCAAAGAGUACAAAAAAGGAGACAAACUGCUGCGUCACUGGGCCAGCGAAAUCGAGCAUGGGCAGAGGAACGCCCAGAAGUGUCCCAAGUGCAAGAUCCACAUCCAGAAAACCGAAGGUUGUGACCACAUGACCUGUUCACAGUGCAACACUAACUUUUGCUACCGGUGUGGGGAGAGAUACCGCCAACUCCGGUUUUUUGGAGACCACACAUCAAACCUCAGUAUAUUUGGAUGCAAAUUUCGCUACCUCCCAGAGAGACCCCAUUUGCGGAGACUAGUGCGAGGGUCGGUCUGUGCUGGAAAAUUAUUCGUUGCACCUCUAAUCCUGGUUUUGGGAUUAGCACUAGGGGCCAUAGCAGUUGUAAUCGGUUUAUUUGUAUUUCCCAUCUAUUGCCUUUGUAAAAAACAGAGAAAGCGGUCACGGACUGGUAUGGACUAGCAGGGUGCGGAUAACUCGCCCGACUCCAGCUGCGUCCCAGAGCCUCUGCCGUCAUGGUCAUCGGUCAUUGGCCUGCGGGCCUCAGCCCUGGUGCACUCCCACCAUGGUGUCCCGCCCUCCCCCUAAACCAAUUGCUGCUUUUCAAAAAUGGUCACUUUCAUAAACUAUACGUACCUGUAUCAUAACUCUGACCUUCGCGGUUCUUAGAAGAAAAUGUUUUCGUUGAGAACCAGUUAUCCUCCACCCUGUUCUGAGGGCGGAUCCCCCAGGGUCGCCUGGACUGGCUUUGAGCCCUGAACCCUCCGGCCUGUCCGCGGGAUACCGUGUGAAUGGUGACAUCCUGUCUGUCCCAAGAAGCGAGGCCACUUUUCAGAAUCCACAGGUUCACUGAAGUCGCCUGUUCUCGUGGCCCGAGCCGUAGAAUUCCUUCCUCCUUCAGAUACUGUAUUUGCUAAAAAUUUCUGUGCCCAAAAGGGAACUGAGGAAACUAAAUGAACGAGAAGAAUCAUGAGUCACCGCAGUGCGUGUGUACGGUUGUGUGUGUGUAGAAGUAAAUAUUAAAGCGGGGCUCGUUACCUGUGCUUAUCUAUUUCUAUGCCUCUACACCGUUUUCUCACAUCUUCACAGAACUGUUUAGAGUUGAUGGUUCCACUGUGGGCAGAAUUUGGGGUUGUAGUAAAUUAAAGUCCAUGUAGACAACAGGCUCUUUCAGUGCUAUUUCCAUUGUAAACAGAAAAUGCAGGAUGCUUUUAGGAAAUUCUCAAGUCCCAAAGAGGCAGUCUUCAGAUUUCUUAUAUUUUGGCAUAAUGGUUCUACUCUAUGAAUAAAUAUUUCAUAUGAGAUUACUGAAUCCCGAGAACAAGUUUGCUCUAGCUCUAUGCCACUAUUUUUUAACUUACCAGCUUGUAACUAUAGAGAAUGUCACUUUGGGUCAAAGUUUUAAAUUAUUUAAUACCCAACCCUCUUCCCUUUCUGUUUUUUUAUUUGUUCCCAAGUUUUUCAUGAAAACAAAUACUAGUCUUGAAGGAUUUUUCUUAGGUUUACUGCUCAGAUGCAUAAUAACUUGGGGAAAUCUUUUUAUGGCGAUAAUUUAAAAACAUAUUUCUUUGUUCACAGAUUCAAUUAUAAACUAUUUUUAGAGAAGGAAAUGGAAAAAUUAAAAAGUAUUUUCAGGACAUUUCCUAAGGUGUGAAGUAUUUGAAGAUAAAAGGACAAUUAAUGAAGCUAUUAUAUUAUUUUGUUUUCAUCACCAAAGUUCAACAACUUCUGUUGGAAGAAAAAGCCUCUAAGAAGCCUAAAGUUCACAGGUGUCUCCAGUCUCAAACUUAACUCUGCACAGAAGUACAGUUACUUUGUCAGCAACCUCAUCAGACGUGAAAUAGGUCAUAUGGUAAAACAUGCACUGACAUGAAUAGGUCCGUAUUUCUUGGGCUCCCGAAUGUUAAAAUAUUUUAUUUUGUUUGCCCUUAAGUCCCCGGCAGUCAAGGUCACUCGUGGUCCCAGGCCGGCGUGCCUGCGCUCCUUCUGAAUCACGCGAAAUGGCUCCGUGGCUUCUGGGCUGACGUCUGCCGCUGUAGAGGAGGCCAUGGCAUCUGUGCUCCUGGAGCCACACAUUUCUGAAGCCCAACAGGAGUGGGGAAGAGGUGCUGCUCCUGUUCAGACUCAUCCUUCUGUUCGUCCACCUGUCCAUGCGACAGUGUCACUGAGGGCUUGGUGUAGCUUGGUGUAGGUGGCCGCUGCGGUGUUAAACCGAAAGGAUGAAUCCUAUCCCAAAUACGUAUUUCUGUCAUAAAAGUGCUUGAUCUUUUGAAAUUCAUCUUUGCUGGUUCUAAGCAUCGGUUUGGUGGUGUGUGAACGUGAUGAGUUCUCACUCUCGUGGAUCUGUAUGUCUCUGUAGCAUAAAAAUACCUAGCCUGUGUACUACGUACUCUGGUCGUGGGUCAUUUAUCUUCUUAGAUUAUUUUGUCUGUUGUCUUUGGCCUACUCAGGGAUUUUUAUUCCUUUCCUUUGAAUAACUUAUCUUUUAGACCUAUUUUUAUAUGAUUUGGAAGAAUUUCCAAUACACCAGUUCCAAAGCGCUGUCUGUUCCCAGGUGAAGCUGUUUCCACAGUGUGUGAGAGAUGGUGCCCUGUGUUGCAUGGCCUUUUCAUUUUUCUAUUACAUCACUUUAAAAGUAAAUAUAUGCCUUUUUCUCUUUAAAGGUGGCUAGAUAUUAGGCUUUUCCCUGCUGGUAAUUUAAAGUAAUUAUUUGUGAAUUUUUUUACUAAGUUUCAAGAUCUUUAAAAGAGAGAUGAAAAGAGAAAAGGAUUAUUUAUAUAUCAGUGCCAACUUUGAAGCUGAAACAGGAGUAACUUUUAGGAUAAAUUCUGAAAACUACUUUAGAAACAGAUGUGUGCACAUGAAAUAAAUACCUUUCUAUCCAAGGCUUGUUUUAUAUGUUUUUAUUAUAAAUUUAAUAUAUGCUCCCUUAAAAGCCAAGCUACAUAGAGUUAUGAAGUACAAAUCCCCAUUUACCCCGCCCCUUAUUUUAUAGGGGUAGCCGCUGUUCAUGGUUUGGUAGGUGUUCCUGCAAACAUUUUCUAAAAAUUUACAAAUGUGUGUGUUGUGUAUAUGCAUCACAUUUAUUAGUUUUAUACAAAUAGAAUAAUCUUACUUUGCUGUGACUCUUACAUUUUAUUAUAUAUUGAUAGAUACCUUUGCAUAAGAGUUUAUAUAGACUUACCUCACUCUUUUGUAAAUUACCAUGUAAUCCACUGUAGGACUGACUGACUCCUGUUGAGUGGGCAUCAAGAUUGCUUUCACUUCUUUCUUACAAAGAGCUAGUGAAGACCUUUUUCUAUCUCUUUUUCACCUUAUGUGAGCACAUCCAUAGAUUUUUUAUUUGGUUUUUAUCUGAUGUUUUUAAUAGUAAUGCGGGAAUUUUCAGAAAAUAAGAUCAUAGAAAUGUAUUUGUUAGUAAAAGAAAGCUUGUACAAGGAGUGUGAAAGUUUUAAAGAAAAGCAUCUUUGGAAGGAUAACUUCCUCCCUGCUUGAGUCACCAAAUAAAUGCCUUGCCAAAACAUAUACAAGAAAAUUACUCAUUUUGCAAUAAAAAUAAAAUGUCUUUCGGAUCAUGUGAGAAAGAUGAAUUGAUUUUUGGAUUGCCUGCUCUUAAAACGUGAACCAUGCCAAACUGACAGAGGAAAGAUUCCGUAGGCUUGGUGGGAGGACCACGGACUAUGGAACCUGCAAUGUUCCUUCUGUAGUGAGCGUCGCUCCUCCUCCUGGGGGAUUUCCAGAUACGGAGUCAGGAGAGGAGGGGCCCAAAGCUGUAGGUACAGUCAGCAUCCUGUUGCCACCACCUUUGUUUUCUGACAGGUGCUGUUGGGUCCUGAGGGGAACAGAUGGUUACAUAGCAGUCAGGCUACAGCAUGAUGGCUUUCCCCGUACUUUCUUCCCCUGGGAUCAAGAUUCCUUCUGUGUGCUGUCAGGAUGUCCCUUGCUCUGUGGCCCCAUCUCUCCAUCCCAGCGUCCUCGCUGACCCUUUACUUUUGACCUACCAUCCCCAUGCCACCCUCGAGCCCUGAUGCCUGUCCAAUUUGAACCCAUCAGCUAAAGCAUCCCAACUUCCUUGUUAAACGCAGCUGUGUUGACAUUUGACUUUUAUGCUGCCUGCUGAAUUAUAUAAAGAUGCUAGUGGUCUAAAUGAGAUUCACUGAUGUACUUUUAAGUAUGAAAGUAAGAACAUUCAUACGAAAAGCCAUUUUAGGCUUUGUCUUUAUAAGCAAGUGGCACAUACUCCUUUAGUGUGAGCAUUCACAUUGAUAAUUUGCUCAUCCUUCUAUAUUUGAAAUCCAUCCCUGCUGUUGAAGUCAUUUUUCCUGUGAUCAGUGCCAUAUUUUUAUGUUGCUGUCUGUGAUAGCCUUAAAAUUCCAUCAUGCCCUUUGAAAUACUUGUGGCAUCUAACACCUUAAUGACAUGCAUAAGGCAACUAAUAUAUACAUGUUAAUAGAAGGGAGUAGAAGUGUUACCAAACAGGUGUUCAUCUCUUCAGAUUUGUGGAGAAUCGGUAGCUAAAAAAUUUGAAACAAGUACAACAUACCUGAAAGAAAUGCAGCACUUUGUAAAAUAACAGUAAUCCUGGAAACUGGUUAUCAACAGUUUGCCUGGGGCUCAAAUAUAAUGACUAAUAUUUAACAGAUCUUAUUACCUGAUAACUUAGUUGAAAUAUUUCUUUAAAAUACUAUGAAUUUCUAUUCAAGAUUUUAAUUGCAUUGACAUAGUUUACAAGUUUUAUAAAAAGAAACAACUCUGACCAGAAACAUGGGAAAUCAAGACCAUUUGAGCUUAUUUUGUAUUGUUCAACUCAUUGCAAUUUCAAAUGAUAUUUUCCUUCCUAAUAUGGAAACCUGAGUUCCAAAAUCACAUUCUAAUAUGCAUAUCUACAGUUGCUAGAUAUACAUGUGAAGUAAUUGGAUGAAGCUGAAAUAAUUUUGUACAAUCAUAAAAGCAUGGUCUGCACAAAAUCAAGAAUUCCAAAAUUUACGAAAUAUUUGAGAUGUGAAGUGUUGCUUUUUGUGUGCAGUGGCACAGGCCUUUCAGAGGGAAAUGCGGAGUAGGUGUGAUUUCAUAGCUUUGAAAUUGAGGACAGAACCGAGUAUUGUGCCAACAUUGCUAUCCUAGGCCUGGAGUCCGGACUUUUUCCACAUCCAGUAACCAGAGCCACAGGAGUUUGAGACUGUUGUCCUUGACAUCACAAGGUUGAUUGCCAAUUUAACAUAUCAGAGAGAAGUUCAAUGCUGGAGCUAUGUAAUGCAUAUCAGAAACUAUUCUUUUCUUUUGGCUAAAGAUGUGGCUGAGAAUAAAACAAUUUGAACUUAAAAUGCGGUGAGUUGCAAAAAAUACACAAGUCAUCGCCACUGCCUUUCUUUGCCAUUUCUUUUGCCUUCUAACAUUUCAUUCAUUGCAUUUACGUCUGCAUCGCUUAA